AUGGUCGGACCACAAGCUCAUGAGGCGGCUGUGUGGCCAUUGUUGGAGCAGGACUCCAAGUCGGGUCUCAAGACUCAGCUUGAACAAGGCUGGCUGGAGGCCAAUGUGCUGCAUGAAGAUGCGGAAGCUCCGGAUCUCACAGCUCCUUUGUUGCAUGGGUUCCAAGAGCAGGAGUGUCGGAGGCUGGGCUUGUGCCUUUGCAAGCCCGGCCCCGAUUCUGAUGCUUAUUUCAUGCACAAAAAGAUUGUCAUGCUUUACAAGAAUUUCUUUGUGGUCAAGCGACAGAAACGAGAGACAGGCCAGGCCCCACAAGAUCAGGCCACAAAGAGCAAGCCCAAGGCGAAGAAGACUUCCAGCAGGUUGCUGUUGGAAAGUGGGUUUCUGGUGUUGAGCUUGCGCCGCAGUGCACCCACCCCUCAGGAGCACCAGCAGCCUGCAGAAGCACUGGUGGAGACGUCCUUGGCUUCCAUAGGAUGGUCGGAGACUGCGAUGGCACAGGCAGUGCCAAGUGGGAUGAGCCAUGGACCUAGCCAAAGGGCCUCUGUUGAAGCAAAUGCUUUUGCAGAAGGCCCUUUCUUCUUUCACAUCGGCUUUGUCAACUAUACGACCUACGACUUUACAGUAUUGCCUCUGACGCCUGGUGAUACACAUGAGGAAGCUGGCCGGAAGUUGCGGGACCUCCAUGUCCCACAGACCCCGCGUUUCAUGCGGGCCCCGAAUGCCUUCAGGGCAUGCAUAGACUUCGAUGCCAGAUGGACUGCUGGAUUUCAUGUGAUUUUCGCGGACGAUUCUCCACAGACAGUCUGGGACACUGUUGCAAACAAAGUUGAAGUGGAGGAGCAGUCGAUCUUGCCGGAGGUUGAGGUGUGGAAGGCAGGGAAGCGCCGUGUCAAAGGUUCUGCUGACGAUGGUGCUGGCCCUGAAGCAACUGAGCCAGAAGCUGCAGCUGUCACAGAUGGUGGUGGUGAGCAGCCCGAUGUCGAACCCGAGCGCGAGCCUUGGCAUGCCGAGGACGCCGGUGAGGACAAUGCGGACAAUGUUGAGAAUGAUCGCCACUCGAACACAGAUAGUGAUCACUCGGAAGCUUUGGAGAUGGCCCUGGAACAGCUAGCGCAGGAAUUACCAGCUGAUGCAGCUCCGCCAGAUUCCAAGCAGGCUGCUCCAGCACACCGGGGGACAUCCAUCGAGGAGCGCGAACAGGCUCUCUUGAGCAGGUUGGAAGCGAGAGCUGCGGAAACUCCAGCCGCAGAUUCUGUUCCUCAGGAUGAUGAGGCUGCUGUGGCCACAUCCCGUGCUGGCAGAAAGAAGACUGGCACCGAAAUCAUUGUUCCUGUCGGGCAUUAUGGAGAACUGCACUACUACCCGCUGAACAACAGCUGCACAGCCAUAUGCAGAUGCAAACGGCAUGGCAAUGAUUGCAAAAAGGGCAGAACCUUCAAUGAGUUGAAGCGACCUGCUCGCAGCAGCGGGAGCCGUGAUCGUGAAAGUGUUCGCGAAGCACAAGGGCGACCUAUUGGCCUGCUGGUUCACUGGCUGAUGUGUCAAGACAGUCACCCGAACAGACAAGCGCAUUGUGACACAGCUCUUCCGCUCCACUUCAGCUUGGACGAGCGCAAGAAAGCCCGAGAAUUCUUCAGUACCAUGCCAAAAGCGGAUGAAAUACUUCGACGCGAGCGUGCAAAGAAGCCUGGGGAAGCCGAGGAGCCUGAUUUCAUUUAUUAA
Messenger RNA from Symbiodinium sp. CCMP2592, 1722 nucleotides. The record is from the annotation of a GenBank genome assembly. NCBI's taxonomy places the organism in Eukaryota, Dinophyceae, Suessiales, Symbiodiniaceae.